AUGAUCGGCCAGUUGCACGAAGCGGGCGCCGACGUCUUCCGCAUCAAUAUGAGCCAUGCCAGCCACGAUCUGAUGCGCGACCUGGUCAAGCGGGUGCGCGCGGUCGAGGCGCGCAUGGGCCAUCCGAUCGGCAUCCUUGCAGACCUUCAGGGCCCCAAGCUGCGCGUCGGCAAGUUCGCCGAGGGCAAGGUGACGCUGGAGGUCGGCCAGACGUUCACGCUCGACGACCGCGACGAGCCGGGCGAUGAAACGCGGGUCUUCCUGCCGCAUCCGGAAAUCCUCGAAGCGGUGCAGCCCGGCCAUCGCCUUUUGAUCGACGAUGGCCGGCUGCAACUGGCGGCAACGGCGUCCGACGGCAAUUCGAUCACCUGCAAGGUGGUGUCCGGCACGGUGAUCUCCGACCGCAAGGGCGUCAGCCUGCCCGACACGACUUUGGGCGUCGGCGCGUUGACCGACAAGGACCGCGCCGAUCUGGACGAGGUGCUCAAGGAAGACAUUGACUGGGUGGCGCUGUCGUUCAUCCAGCGGCCCGAGGAUCUGGCCGAGGUGCGCAAGAUCGCGCGCGGCAGCGUGGCGCUUUUGUCGAAGAUCGAAAAGCCGCAGGCGGUCGAACGGAUCGACGAGAUCAUCGAACUGUCGGACGCGGUGAUGGUGGCGCGCGGCGAUCUGGGCGUCGAGAUGCCGCUUGAAAGCGUGCCGGGCAUCCAAAAGCAGAUCACCCGCAAGGCGCGGCGCGCCGGCAAGCCGGUGGUGGUCGCAACGCAGAUGCUCGAAUCGAUGAUCGCCGCCCCGGUGCCGACGCGCGCCGAGGUCUCCGACGUUGCGACCGCCGUGUUCGAGGGUGCCGACGCGGUGAUGCUGUCGGCGGAAUCGGCGGCUGGCGACUAUCCGGUCGAGGCGGUGCGGACCAUGUCGUCGAUCGCCAGCCGGAUCGAGCGCGAUCCGACCUAUUCGGGCAUCAUCCACGCGCAGCGCGCCGAACCGGAAGCGACCGGCGCCGACGCAAUUUCCGCCGCAGCGCGGCAGAUCGCCGAGACGCUGCAACUGAGCGCGGUCGUCUGCUACACGGCGUCGGGCACCACCGGGCAGCGCGCCUCGCGCGAGCGUCCGAACGUGCCGAUCAUUGCGCUUUCGCCGGUCGUCGAGACCGCGCGCCGGCUGUCGCUCGCCUGGGGGCUGCAUUGCGUCGUCACCGACAGCGAACCGGCCGAUCUGGACGACAUGGUCGACCGCGCCUGCCGCAUCGCGUUCGCCGAAAAGUUCGCCAAACCCGGCGACCGGAUCAUCAUCACCGCGGGCGUGCCGCUGGGCACGCCGGGCGCGACCAACAUGCUGCGAAUCGCCUAUAUCGGCUCGGACGGGCUGAGCGGGAUUUGA
This is a messenger RNA of Effrenium voratum, 1377 nucleotides long. The record is from the annotation of a GenBank genome assembly. Lineage: Eukaryota; Dinophyceae; Suessiales; Symbiodiniaceae.